GCCGAUCUCGCCUGCAGGCGGCUUCAGUUGUCAGUGCGCCUGCGUGCGGGGCUGGCGCCUAGGUUCUGACUGAGGCGCCGGCUGCUGAGUAGAGGUAGCCAUGCAGCGAUCCGACUCGGAGCAGCCCGCUAAGCGGCCCCGAUGCGACGGCAGCCCAAGAACGCCACCAAACACUCCCGCAAGGACGGACAAAUACCCGCUGCUGGAACUCCACCCCGACCACCGGACCUGGGACCCGGAGCAGGUGUGCUCCUACUUGCAGAGCUGUGGCUUCGAAAAAUCAGGACUCCUGAAAAACUUCCGAGAAAAUAAAAUCACAGGUUCAUUACUGCCUUUUUUGGAUGAGUCUCUUCUUGAAAACCUUGGAGUAAGUUCCUUGGAGGACAGGAAGAAGCUGCUUAAUUAUAUCCGACAAUUGAGUCAAACUCAGGCUGAGCCAAUGAAGGUAAUUAACGACCCUAUCCAUGGCCAUAUUGAGCUGCACCCUCUUCUAAUUCGAAUUAUUGACACACCUCAGUUUCAGCGACUUCGAUAUAUUAAACAGUUGGGAGGCGGCUACUAUGUUUUUCCAGGAGCUUCACACAAUCGAUUUGAGCAUAGUCUAGGGGUCGGAUAUCUAGCUGGAUGUCUAGUUCGUGAACUGUGUGACAAGCAACCAGAGCUGCAGAUAAGUGAGCGAGAUAUGCUCUGUGUUCAGAUUGCUGGGCUUUGUCACGAUCUUGGUCAUGGGCCAUUUUCUCAUAUGUUUGAUGGAAGAUUUAUUCCACUUGCUCGACCAGAGGUGAAAUGGACGCAUGAACAGGGAUCAGUUCAGAUGUUUGAGUACUUAGUUAAUUCUAAUGGACUCAGGACUGUCAUGGAACAGUAUGGUCUCAUCCCUGAGGAAGAUAUUUGUUUUAUCAAGGAACAAAUUGCAGGACCACUUGAAUCACCAGCUAAAGAUUCUUUGUGGCCAUAUAAAGGACGUCCUGAAGAGAAAAGCUUCCUUUAUGAGAUAGUGGCUAAUAAAAGAAAUGGCAUUGAUGUAGAUAAAUGGGAUUAUUUUGCCAGGGACUGCCAUCAUCUUGGAAUCCAAAAUAAUUUUGAUUACAAGCGCUUUCUUAAGUUUGUCCGUGUCUGUGAAGUGGAUAAUAGGAAGCAUAUUUGCACUAGAGAUAAGGAGGUGGGAAAUCUGUAUGACAUGUUCCAUACACGUAACAGUUUACACCGCAGAGCUUAUCAACAUAAAGUUGGUAACAUCAUUGAUACAAUGAUUACAGAUGCUUUCCUCAAAGCAGACCCCUACAUAAAGAUUUUAGGUGCUGAAGGGAAAAAAUACCGCAUUUCUACAGCAAUUGAUGACAUGGAAGCCUUCACCAAGCUGACAGAUAACAUUUUUCUGGAGAUUUUACACUCUACUGAUCCCAACUUGGAUGCUGCACGAGAAGUUUUAAAAAAUAUUGAAUGCCGUAAUCUGUAUAAAUAUCUCGGUGAGACCCAGCCUGGGAAACGGAUUAUGAGGGAAGACUAUGAACACCUUCCAAAACAGGUUGCUGAUGCUAAACCUCUGGAAAUGUUCCUGGAAGCUGAAUUAAAGGCCGAAGAUUUCAUAGUGGAUGUUAUCAACAUGGAUUAUGGAAUGGAAGAUAAGAAUCCAAUUGAUCAUGUUCGGUUCUAUUGUAAGAGUCACCCUUACAAGGCAAUCAUGAUUACUAAAGAUCAGGUCUCACAGCUUCUGCCAGAGAGAUUUGCAGAGCAGCUAAUUCGAGUGUAUUGUAAGAAGAUGGAUAGUAAGAGUAUAUAUGCUGCCAAACAACACUUUGUUCACUGGUGUGCAAUCAGUGACUUCACAAAGCCACAGGAUGGUGAUAUUGUAGCCCCCCUGAUAACACCUCAAAAACCAGAGUGGCGUCCUAGACCAGUUCACCCCACAGAACCAUCCAGAAGCAAAGUCCAGCUGUUUAAGGGUGACUCCGUGGUGCUCAAGGAUGAGUCUACACUGCCUGACGAUGAUGCCAUGUGAAACUCUGCAAUUGCCUGUUAGCAAAACGCCUUCCCCUAGGGGCUGGGAAUUUAGCUCAGCGGCAUAAGCGCCUGCCUUGCAAGCAGGCAGUCGUGAGUUCGAUCCCUGGUACCGAUAAAAAGGAAAAAGACAAAAAAAAAAAGCCUUCCCCUGACACACGAUAGAGAAUGUAAUCGUAGAGUUCCACAGACUUAGUUACUAGUGCUUUUUAUUUUGUAUUUUGAAUGUAUACAUAUCCUAAAGGUAAGUAAUUCUUACUCAAAAAAACAAAAAAGGUAUUAGGCAAAUCUUGCACACGUUAUGAAAAGAAUUAGCUUGCCUAUUUUUAACUUUCCUAGCCUUUCUCCUUUAGUAGUCUGUUUUUUUAAAAUAACAACUUUUUUUUUACUCUAACAUCUUAUGACAGGUGAUUGUUUUUUUCUUUUCAAUUUAGAAAUGAGGCAGGGGUACAAAUUGGAAUCUGAAGUUAGAAUUGUCAUGAAUAGACAUUAAAAAUAGAACAAACUAGUCCCUACAGAGAUGUCAUCACCACCCCAAGUUUGAGGCUAGUGCUCCUUAAGUGAUCAGAGGAAGGACACCUGCCCUACUCUCCUAGCUCUGGUAAGCUGCCAGGUGAGGGCAAACAGUAGGAAGUGAAAGAGGACUAGCUCCAACUCUGGUGAGAGAUCUGAGGAUUCGGGCCUUGUUUUUCCUUUUUUUUUUUUUUCGUGGUACUGGGAAUGGAGCCCAGGGCUUUGUGCGUGUUGGGCCAGUACUGUACCAAUGAACUGAGCCAUAUUCCCAGUGCAGACCUCUUCCUCAUGAGAGCAUGAUGAAGCUCUCUUUUAGGAGACCAUAGAAGCAGAGGGAUCCCUCAGACCAGGCUACUCUCUUAAGUUAGCUGUUGUCCAGGCUGGGAGUUUCUGUCUCUUCUGAGUCCUCACUGCACCAGCCCCAGGGCCUCACCUCUGCCCAGCUGAGAGUGAACUCCCCGUCCCUCUGCCUGCUUUCUGAGUCUGCCUGGAAAAUGGCUCUGGACAUUGCAAGAACUAUCCUUGGGACCACUCUUACCUGAGCCUGUUUUUGCUGGUUCAAUGCAUUCUAUGGCUUUCAAAGCAAACUGGACUACACUGCCUUUGCUGAGGUUCAGGACUGCCCAGUGUAUCCCAGGUUCCCCUUUGUAACUUGAUUUUCCCAGCCAUGGGGUGUGUACCACCCAGGUUGAGCAUGGCAGCUGUCCCCAGGGAACCUGUCCCAUACCUUAGGCUGUAGAAAGUCACCAAGAACAAGAUCCGGAGUGGGAGCCAAAAGGGGUGGUGACAAGAGGGUGCUGGAGAUGCAGGGAAGUGGGGACAGAGGCCUUGAUCCCUAACUUUUUACACACUGGUGUCUUCUGAUCACUCCCUAAGAAAGUGACAGCAGAUCACUCAUGCUGUCACGUUGCACUAUGUGAGUAGACUCUGUUCUGUCCACUCUCAGUGAAGUAUUUGGAGUCUGCCAUCCUGUGUUCCCAUGCCGUCCUCCUUCAGUAAAGAAUCAGGCCACCCUGUCUCAUCACAGUGCUGCUCAUGUGGGGACGCUUGUUGACGCACAAGUGAGGCCCUGGCCUGUAUCUGCCUAGCCAGGUACCUCUAACACAUUCAGGGGAGACACCCAUAGUCUCAACCUCAUGUGCCCAGACCGAGUUCAAGAAUGUGGUACUUUCCUAAGAUUGUUUUGUCUCUGCCAACUUGAUUUUAAAAUCAUUUGUGGUUAACUCUGGAAUUUUGUAGCCCUAAUACUGUAUCAUUAUGUUAUCUGAGAAGUGAAUCUGUUUCGUUCACAUCUUUUUUCCCAUGUAAGACAACUGCACUUUAUCCUGUUUGCAACUGUUUUAACUGCCAGAGCCUUGUGCCAUUUACAAGCAUAAAUUUUUCUUAAGAAACAUCAUAGCUGUAUAAAAAUGGAGAAUUUAACAGCUUAGUCUCUAGAGUUACUGAGCUUUGUCUUAAGAAUGCAAAUAGUACUUCAGCUUGAAGGGACUCUGACUUAACUGAGUCUGGAAAACAGCUGCAAUAAAGCUCUGAGAACUGUUCCAUCCUGAAGCCAGCAGUGUGCUCCAUCACCACUCUGUCCUGCAUGGUCAUGUACCUGGACCCUUCCUUGCAGAGCAAAGUGACUUGUGUAGGACUCCAUCCAGGUCCUUCUUGGCAUCUCAACACUGUGCUGCAUCUGCCAGGGCAUGGGAUUAACACCAUCCUGGGAGUAGUUUUUCUCAAGCAGUGGAGCAAGUUAGGAGUGUUUUUCCUUCUGUCAAGAGGCAGGCCCUGGUUAGGGAGGGAUAUGCAGGUUUCUUAGAGCUGGCUGGCCAUAAAACAUACUCCUUUCUCUUUCUGAACCUGCUUGAGGUUGGUUCUACAACAGUUCCGUUUCUUUGCCCAAAUAUGCACAUUGUUCAUUUGCUGCUUUUAUGUUUUCCCUGUGAAAUCAAGUAAUGAAUACAAAAAUCCCCCAUGUGUUAGAACCGGCAAGAAAAGCAACAUGAUACUAGAGUCUUUAUUGGUUUCAUUGACUGAGCACAAGUUUCUAAGGUUUGAUAGUAUUCUCUCUCUUUUUUUUUUUUUUUCAGUAUUCUUUUUUUGAUAGUAUUCUUUAAAGUGAUUUCUAAAACAUGCAAAGCAGCAUCCCAUUUGUGUGUGUAUAUCUAUUUAUAUAUAUACAUCUAUAGAAAAUUAUUUGUAAUGUUACUGUUGUGAGAGGAGUUGAAUCUUAGGCAAUAUUAAUUUUUAACGUGAUCUGGUUUUCUGCAAAUAAAUAUGUUGCAUUAACUGUAGAA
Messenger RNA from Cavia porcellus (domestic guinea pig), 4796 nucleotides. RefSeq names its product SAM and HD domain containing deoxynucleoside triphosphate triphosphohydrolase 1 (gene Samhd1). The record is from RefSeq and is a predicted model, not a curated record. The coding region runs from base 101 to 2002 and encodes 633 amino acids. Gene Ontology annotation, molecular function: dGTPase activity; protein binding. The transcript is spliced from 16 exons. Gene Ontology annotation, cellular component: nucleus. NCBI's taxonomy places the organism in Eukaryota, Metazoa, Chordata, Mammalia, Rodentia, Caviidae. Gene Ontology annotation, biological process: defense response to virus; dGTP catabolic process; regulation of innate immune response.